Messenger RNA from Nomascus leucogenys (northern white-cheeked gibbon), 693 nucleotides. RefSeq lists its product as uncharacterized. The transcript has a single exon. The coding region runs from base 1 to 642 and encodes 213 amino acids. The record is from RefSeq and is a predicted model, not a curated record. Lineage: Eukaryota; Metazoa; Chordata; Mammalia; Primates; Hylobatidae.
AUGUCCCCCACCAAGGAUUCCCACCCCAGUCCCCAUUUUCCACGGGACUCAGGCAUUCAUGCCCCCACCCCUCCGGACUCAGGAGCCCUGACCCUCAGCCCCCCAGUUUCCCCGGGCCCUGGCGUGGGGCCCAGGACAGGGCGAGGUAACAGGUUGUGCCGGCCGCCCGGCUGCAGCGCAGCUCGGAGUUUCUGUUUACUUCCCGGCCCGCCCCUGGGGACGAGAGCCCUGGGCUCCCCUAGGGCUGCUCAGGGGCUGGGGUUCAGAGGCUCGGGUCAGAGGGCCCGACACAACAGCUUUACCAGCCCCAGCCCUCCAGGGGGUCACCACCCACGAGGCACACACACCCGUGCUCUCCCUCCUCCUCUCGCCCGGUGUCCAUGUGCAGCCCUGCUCGCAGGACAUGAAUGUCACGGUGGUCCCAGCCCAGCCGCCCCCAGGCCGUUCCCGGGGAUCUCCCUAACUUGGCCCUCGCGGGCCCCGCUCCCCCGCCCCCCUCCACACGAGAGACCCGGACCUGGAGACCUCUCCCCGUCCCCUUCCGCACCUAGCUGCCCAGGUGUUGGGGCCUCCAGUCCCCCGAACCCCAGCCCCAGGCGUCGGAAGCCCGGAGAAGCGGCUGGGCUCACUCCAGACGGCUGAGUUCCUGCCGACGCCCCCGGUUCCCCGGAGAUCCCGGUUCCCCUGCCCCCU